Messenger RNA from Notodromas monacha, 471 nucleotides. The record is from the annotation of a GenBank genome assembly. Lineage: Eukaryota; Metazoa; Arthropoda; Ostracoda; Podocopida; Cyprididae.
AUGGGAGCUAGCACGCAUCAGGUGAUGGCAAGAACACCUCAAAACAGGUCAAUGCAGAUCCAGUUCAACUUAGGAGCAGAAGGACUGGGAAACCAUGGAUUUCCGCAAAUUGGGUGCAAAAAUACGAAGAGAACAGUGUCGUCAGCAGUGACAGCAAUAUUUUUGGUGUCGUGGGUGUCACUGACAACGUCAGUGUCAGCUUCUCCAGUGCGGAUCGUUUCACAUGCUUACAGAUCCAAUCCUGUCAGUGUUGCCAGCAGUCCCGUGUAUCCGAUUGUGCAGCAGUCAUUGCUGAGGUCCCCUGCCAACACCAACCGACCAACUGCUCUUCAGUCUACCCAGAGGAGUUCGAACCAAAAGUUCCAGUUUAUUUUCAUGCAAUUGCGAAAUAGAGCCGAAUCAAUUUUACUCGACUUCUAUGUCAAGGUUGAGAAGCUGGUUAUAUUUGCUUAUCGCGUCAAUCACCAUUAA